CUAGCUCUUAGCCGCUUGUUUACCGUUUGUCUGCACGCACUAUUCAACCGUUGUACUUGAGUUUGUUGCGUGUCAUCGUCUUGACAAUGGUGCGCGAACCUCCAUUGGGAAAAAAUCACAGUUUAUAUUUCUUUCGUUUUCCGCAAAAGUGGAUCAGAAGACUCAUACACAUGAAGACAUCUGAUAAAACAUUAAGAACUUCUGGUGAAAGGAUGGACACCCAGAGCCAGGUUGUGGACAGGUUGCGUUUAGCGUUUCGUUCAGGCAUCACAAUACCAGAGCAGUUUCGUCGAACUCAGCUGACCAAGCUUAUGUCUAUGAUCAAAGAUAAUGAGGAACUGAUUGUAAAUGCACUGCACAAAGACCUUGCAAAGCCAAAAUUUGAGGCCAUCAUGUCCGAGGUCGACAUAGUGAUCAAUGACCUGCACUACGCCCUCGCUAACUUCACAAGGUGGAUGCAGCCAGAAUAUGUCAGCAAAAACCUGGCCACAAAGCUAGAUAACUGCUUUGUACGGAGGGAACCAUUAGGAGUUGUGUUAAUCAUUGGGGCGUGGAACUACCCCCUGCAACUCCUUAUCUUACCUAUGGUUGGAGCCAUUGCUGCAGGAAACUGUGUGGUCAUCAAGCCUUCAGAGGUUAGCGCCGCCACAGACACUCUGAUAGCAGAGCUCAUCCCCAAAUAUUUGUCUCAGGACUGUUAUGCAGUUGUUCGUGGUGGAGCAGAAGAGACCAUGGCACUUCUGCAGAAUCGCUUUGACCACAUCUUCUACACGGGUAACCAGACUGUGGCACGCAAAAUCCUGCAGGCAGCCUCAGUCCACCUGACCCCAGUGACCUUGGAGCUGGGUGGCAAGUGUCCGUGCUUCAUAUUCGGAAAGGUGGAUGUCUCAGCUGCUGCUCACCGCUUGGUGUGGGCCAAGUUUUUUAACGUCGGCCAGAGCUGCGUGGCUCCGGACUAUGUGCUGUGCUCACCGGCCACCCGGGACGCCCUGCUGCCUGCGCUUCGCGAGACCCUGGAGGCUUUCUACGGCAAGGAGCCUCAGAACUGUCCUGACCUGUCCCGCAUCGUGUCAACCCGACAAUGGACGCGACUGAUGGAACUGCUAGGGAGGUCCAGUGGCAAGAUUGUUGUGGGAGGAGAGAGCAACCAGGCGGACAAGUACAUAGCUCCCACAGUGGUGGUGGAUGUGGCUGAAGAUGAUGCUCUAAUGGAGGAGGAGAUUUUUGGCCCCAUCCUACCCAUCCUCACUGUAGAGUCUCUGGAAAAAGGCAUUGACUUCAUCAACCGCAAAGAGAAGCCACUGGCCCUCUAUGUUUUCUCUGACGAAUCCUCUGUGGUAAACACAGUGCUUGAAAAGACUAGCAGUGGAGGAUUCUGCUCUAAUGACGGGAUCAUCCACAUGACCCUGCCAACCCUGCCCUUUGGAGGUGUAGGAGCCAGUGGUUGGGGCAAUUACCAUGGCCGCUGGAGCUUUGAGACAUUCAGCCACCAGCGGGCCUGCAUGCUGCGUGGCUGGGCUUUGGAGAGACUCAACGGCCUGCGCUACCCACCUUACGGAGAAGAUAAACUGAGCUGGCUGCGCUGGACCACCUCGUCAAGAGCAGCUGCUCACUCAUGUGAUAACAGGCAGGGGGAAUGUACAGUGUGUGUGUUGUGUGUGAAGAUAGUUGAACUUUUUAUACUUUUAUGCAUUAAUGCGUGAAUGUUGGGAGAAAUUGAUGUGAAAAAAAUCAUUAAAAAAAAAAACUGUUGCUUGUUUGCGUGCUUGUGUAUAUUAACAUACUUCAUGCUAGUGCACUGUUGCAUGCAAGUUGAUCUCCCAAAACAGACCUCUAUGUAAUAAUCUUGCUGUCACUAAUUAUAAUUUUGAUUAUAACUCA
Messenger RNA from Siniperca chuatsi (mandarin fish), 1881 nucleotides. It is a transcript of the gene aldh3b1, whose product is annotated as aldehyde dehydrogenase 3 family, member B1. The record is from RefSeq and is a predicted model, not a curated record. Bases 87 to 1703 code for a protein of 538 amino acids. Gene Ontology annotation, molecular function: aldehyde dehydrogenase (NAD+) activity. NCBI's taxonomy places the organism in Eukaryota, Metazoa, Chordata, Actinopteri, Centrarchiformes, Sinipercidae. Gene Ontology annotation, biological process: aldehyde metabolic process. Gene Ontology annotation, cellular component: cytoplasm. The transcript is spliced from 10 exons.